AUGAAGCGUUUGGCAUGCACUGCAAUAGGAUUUGAUGCCCACUUGUCCUUUUUGGCCUGUCUUCAGUCUCUCGCUUGGUCGGCUCGCUUGGUCAACGUGGCCGAUGCACCACAUGUUCGGAUGGUUCAUUCUCAAACUUGGGUAUCGAGUGAGCUUCAAGAAUGCUAUGCUGACGAUCUAUUUCGCUUAAUCUUCUCAAAAAGUAUGAAACGUUGUUUCCGUUGUACUGUCCGUAACCGGUCGAUUAACAUGCAAUAUCGAUUCCGUGUUUUGAUCGGAGCACUCGAUGGUCAAAUACUCAUAAAUACUGCUACUUCACUAGCAUAUCACGUGACAUAA
Messenger RNA from Necator americanus (New World hookworm), 339 nucleotides. RefSeq lists its product as uncharacterized. NCBI's taxonomy places the organism in Eukaryota, Metazoa, Nematoda, Chromadorea, Rhabditida, Ancylostomatidae. The coding region runs from base 1 to 339 and encodes 112 amino acids. The transcript is spliced from 3 exons. The record is from RefSeq and is a predicted model, not a curated record.